AUGAAAUAUUUAAAAAAUGUUAAGAUCCCUCAAUAUUUUUCAUUAAAUGUUUAUGAUAUUAUCAUUGUUGGUGGAGGAAUAUCAGGAUUAACAUUAGCAUCAGUUUUAGGGUCUAAAUUGGAAGAUUUUCCAUUAAGAAUAGCUUUAAUUGAGAAAUCAGAUUUGAAAAGUCUGAAAAAAUGGGUACCUUUUGAGUCAAAAUACUCUAAUAGAAUAAGUUCUUUAAAUUUAUCAACAGUUUUGUUUUUAGAAGAUGUUGGUAUUUGGAAAUAUGUGAAAAAAGAACGAGUUCAAUCAUAUUAUGGGAUGCAAGUUUGGGAUGGUAUAUCAUCGUCAAGAAUUGAUUUUUGUAUUGGAAAUUAUAAGGAAAACCAAGACGAAUCAAAAGCAUUAGCGUUUAUGAUAGAAAAUGCUAAUCUUCAAUCAGCAUUAUUGAAAAAAAUAAAUGAAUUUUCUAAUUUUAUUGAUAUUUUUGAUUCAACAAAGAUAUCAUGUAUAAAAUAUGAUAAUUGUGGCAAUGAUGUUUAUGAUUUAAGUGAUUGGCCUGUUGUAAAGUUAUUAAAUGGAAAAACAAUGAUAUCGAGAUUAUUAAUUGGAGCAGAUGGAGUUCAUUCAUUAGUAGGAAAAUUUUCUGGAAUUGAGUCUUUUGGAUGGGAUUAUAAUGCACAUGGUCUUGUAGCAAUAUUGAAAUUAACUGAUUUCUCAUCAGUAAAUGAAAUUAUUACUGCAUGGCAAAGAUUUUUGCCUUAUGGACCUAUUGCUAUAUUACCGCUUCCUAAUAAAUAUGCAACAUUAGUAUGGUCAUGCCCUCCAGAAAUGGCAGCAUUUCUAAAAAGCCUUCCAAAAUCAACUUUUUUGUUUUUGGUAAAUGCUGCAUAUAGAUUGGACAUAGCUGAUCUGUCAUAUAUUCUUUCGUUAAAAUCUUAUUUGGAGAUUGAAAGUCAGAUUAAAUGGCGUUUAGGAUUUUAUCAAAAGAAUGGUCCAGUUCCUCCCUUUGCAGUAGAUUUGCAAAACGAUACGAGAGAAUCAUUUCAACUAAGAACAAGACAUUUAAAGAGUUAUAUAAAAGAAAGAAUAGCAUUAUUAGGUGAUGCAGCACAUACUAUACAUCCAUUAUCCGGUCAAGGACUUAAUAUGGGCCUCGGUGAUGUUAGAUCUUUAUCAAGAGUUAUUUUUAAUGCUUUGUCUAUUGGCCAGGAUAUUGGAACAUCUCAGGUACUUAAACAAUAUGAAUCUGACAGAUAUUUAAAGAAUUACAUUAUGCUUGGUGUAACUGAUAAGCUAUAUAAAUUAUAUUCUACAGAAAAUCCAUUUAUUGUUGGAUUAAGAAGUAUUGGACUAAGCGGCAUCAAUAAAUUUGACUGGAUAAAAAAAACACUUAUAAGGAAAGUAUCAUUGGAAUUUUAG
This is a messenger RNA of Pneumocystis murina B123, 1407 nucleotides long. RefSeq names its product ubiquinone biosynthesis monooxygenase COQ6. The record is from RefSeq and is a predicted model, not a curated record. Gene Ontology annotation, biological process: ubiquinone biosynthetic process. Lineage: Eukaryota; Fungi; Ascomycota; Pneumocystomycetes; Pneumocystales; Pneumocystaceae. Gene Ontology annotation, molecular function: FAD binding; 2-octaprenyl-6-methoxyphenol hydroxylase activity. Gene Ontology annotation, cellular component: mitochondrion. The transcript has 8 exons. Bases 1 to 1407 code for a protein of 468 amino acids.